CUUCAAACCGUGUGUAGGUGCAUACUGGAUCUUUACAUGAGAGACUUUACGUUGUUGAAAACAUAAAUCAGGAUCUUCUCCAGAGGUCAGUGAUAAGUGGACGAUGAUGAGACUACUGGAACUUUUUGUGUUUGCAGCUGUCUUCAACUACAUAUCUGCUGCUACAGAAGUCUGCACCAAUUCCCUUCUACCCGGGGCGAAAGGAGAUCAAGGAGAGACCGGGGAAGAGGGGGAUCAGGGGAGACUGGGAAAGAAUGGACCAUCAGGACCUUCAGGAGUGCCAGGAGAAGAGGGGCUCAAAGGAGGGGCAGGCCAGGCAGGGAAAAUGGGGCCUAUCGGAGACAAAGGUGACAGGGGUGAUGCAGGAUUGGAAGGGCCUGAUGGUUUAAAAGGGAAACCAGGCACAACUUGUGACUGUGGCAGGUACAGGAAGGUGGUGGGACAGCUUGAUGUCAAUGUGGGCAAGCUGAGGAACGCCGUCAAGUUUGUGAAGAAAGUCCUUCUGGGCCUGAAAGAAACAGAGGAGAGGUACUACCUGCUGGUGAAGGAGCCCAAGAGGUUCAGAGAGGCCUCAGUGAACUGUAAGCUACGAGGAGGCAGCCUGGCAAUGCCGAAAACCAGCAACAUCAACGGGCUGAUGGCAGACUACAUCAGUAAGGCGGGACUGACGGGGGUUUAUAUAGGAGUACAGGCCCAGAGCGUGGACACGAACGGAACAGGCAGCUAUUUAUACACAGACUCCAGCCCUCUGCAGGGUUUUGCAGCUUGGAGCCAAGAGGUGGUGCUAAACUCCACAGUAUCUCCCACCACAAACUCAAGCUGCGUGGAGCUGCUCAGCACUGGAAUGUGGGCUCACGUGGAGUGUGAAGCCACCAUGUUUUUCAUCUGUGAAUUCACAAAGAAGAGCAGAAGAGGAGGAGGAGGAGGAAGAGGAGGAAGAGGGAAUCUACAGGGCUCUGUAGCGUCAUGAGUUAAUGAGAAGACAAAGUUAUGCAUUUAAAGUUUCUAAUUCAUGUGGAAAUGGAAAUGUAUGCAAUGAAAGAAUAACUGAAAUUAUCAAUAAAGUGUUUUUUUCAUGA
Messenger RNA from Notolabrus celidotus (New Zealand spotty), 1079 nucleotides. RefSeq names its product collectin sub-family member 10 (C-type lectin) (gene colec10). The transcript is spliced from 7 exons. NCBI's taxonomy places the organism in Eukaryota, Metazoa, Chordata, Actinopteri, Labriformes, Labridae. The coding region runs from base 104 to 970 and encodes 288 amino acids. The record is from RefSeq and is a predicted model, not a curated record.